UUUAACGAAAUAUCCAGGAAGCAAACAAAAGCUUCAUAGACUACACAGCCACUAUUUCUCCCAGGCAGCUCAAAAAUCGGUAGCGUGAAGAAACCAUGCCUGUCUUUGUAGUCAAUGGCAAACGCUACCGAGUGCGAUUCUUGUCCCUGCUGAAUGGCAGCGAGCCGAUCACUGAAGACCCGCUACCCUCCCCUAGAAAGCGUGGCAAAUCGGCUAUACCGGACGUUGCGGCGGACAGGACGUGGACACACGAAGAAGACCGGAUCCUCCAUGAGCUCAAGAGCUGUCAUAUCCCGUGGAAAUACGUUUCCGUCGCAAUGGGGAACAGACCAGUCGCGCAGCUCAAAAGACGAUGGUACUAUCUUCGGGACCGCAAGCCCAACGACGUCGAGACUGCUGACUGGGUCGACCAGCCAGACGACGAAGAGGGAAGUCCUUGGGAGGGAAACAAGAAGGGUGUGAACAAAUCCCGGCGUCGGGUGUCUUUCGCCGAUCCAUUGACUACUGUUAGAGAGGUGGACCAAAACUACGAUGACGAUAACGACGACGAAGAUUUAUCCCGGCACCCGAAAAUUAAGAAAGUGAGCUACAUCGAAAGCGACUUUACCCUGAAAGAGGUGCUACUUCUCCAUCGGAUCGCGGCCAAGUGGGAAAGAGACCGUUGGGUAGCCAUUAGCACCCGCUUCAAUGACAAGACCGGACACAGCCUUACCCCGGAGCAGGCCAAAUGGAUCGUGGAUGACUAAGCUGGCCAGAACGGGCGAAUGGAGACGAUGGAAGAGAAGGCCUGGUUCGUCCGGAGAAGCAGACGGAAUGUUCUCGGCAGCUCGCAGCGUGUGUCGGGAUUGGAAGGACUAGACCCUGGCAUGAAUGAGUAUGCGGGAUCGAUCGGCGUAGGGAAGUCCGUCGGAGGGGGAUAUUGUGGGUGUAGUUG
Molecule: messenger RNA, 934 nt
Organism: Aspergillus steynii IBT 23096
Lineage: Eukaryota; Fungi; Ascomycota; Eurotiomycetes; Eurotiales; Aspergillaceae
Product: SANT/Myb-like DNA-binding domain-containing protein
Exons: 3
Coding region: 96-746 (216 amino acids)
Source: RefSeq, a predicted model, not a curated record